AUGAAGAAAGUAGUGUUGAAAAUAGACUUAUACGACAACAAAGCCAAGCAAAAGGCCAUGAAUGCUGUCUCUUCGGCUUCAGGAGUUGAUUCCAUCGCCAUGGAUAUGAAUGAGAAGAAAAUGACGGUAAUCGGAGAAGUGGAUCCUGUUGAGGUUGCCGGGAAAUUGCGCAAAUUUUGGUAUACCGAUAUAGAGUUUGUUGGGCCACCGGAAGAUCCUAAGAAAGUGGAGGAAGAAGCCAAGAAAAAAGAAGAAGAGAAGAAGAAGAAAGAGGAAGAAGAAGCCAAGAAAAAAGAAGAAGAGAAGAAGAAGAAGGAGGAAGAAGAAAUUGCCCAGAUGGUUAAGGCAGCAAUAAUAGAUGGUGCAGCAGCAGGUUAUAAUAAUAAUAAUAAUCCAUAUAGGUCUACGAUGACACGCUACUAUCUCGAGAAUGUCGGAGAAGACAAUUACGGCAACCCAGCUUGUAAUUGUGUUAUCUCUUAA
Telopea speciosissima is the source of this 483-nucleotide messenger RNA. RefSeq names its product heavy metal-associated isoprenylated plant protein 39-like. NCBI's taxonomy places the organism in Eukaryota, Viridiplantae, Streptophyta, Magnoliopsida, Proteales, Proteaceae. The coding region runs from base 1 to 483 and encodes 160 amino acids. The record is from RefSeq and is a predicted model, not a curated record. Gene Ontology annotation, molecular function: metal ion binding. The transcript has 3 exons.